AUGCCUCAAAGGCGCAGUGCCUUCGCUGGUGGCUCCGGCUCUGACUCGCCUCUCCCUCCACCUAACACGGCGGGUAAGCAGAAAACGAGGGCCAUGGAGGAAAAGGCCAAGCUCUCCGGAAGGCUGUCGUUCAAGAUUAGCCCUGCAGGCGAAAGCGGCCGACGGGGCAUCCAUCCAUGGAUUUUCGUGCGAAUUGUCUUUCGAUCGUCUAACAUGGCGGGUACAUUAUGCAACCUGUUGUGGCCUGUUGUUCCUGCUGCCAUUGCGGUGCGAUAUUCCUUGCCUGAUCAUCACCUUCUCAUCUUUGCCCUUGCAUACGUUUCUAUGGUACCUUGUGCCAACUCGGUUGGCUUCGCGGGGCAGCAACUGGCUCGGAAGCUCCCCCACGUCCUCGGUGUCUUGACCGAAGUCCUACUUGGAGCAACUGUUGAAAUCAUCAUGUUCAUUGUCCUGCUGAGCAAAAACGAAUUUUACGUCAUCAAGGCUGCCAUUAUGGGCUCCAUACUGGCAACCCUGCUUCUCUGCCUGGGGCUCUGUUUCUUUGUCGGUGGCUUGCGCCGUGCAGAGCAGUCAUUUAGCGAGACUGUCAGUGAGACGGGCCAUGGCCUCCUCCUAUUAGCUGGUGUGACGAUCGCUGUGCCGACUAUCUUCGCUUCUGGUCUGAGUAACUAUGGCCUCACACAAGAGGACAUCAACAACAAGUCCCUGAGCAUCUCACGAACCCUUUCCAUACUUCUCAUCAUCGCCCAUGUCGCGUUCGUCUACUUCCAGGCCCAUUCGCACCACGGUAUCUAUGAGGCCAUAUUCGAGUAUGACGAAGAGCGCGACAGUGACAAGCUCCAGAAAAUGGAAAAGUCUAAACUCACACUCACAGAGUGUCUCCUAGCACUUGCCGUGGCCAUUGCCCUUACAACCCUCAUCGCCAUCAUAUUGGUCCUCCAGAUCCCCCGCGUCGUAGAGGCCUCGCACGUGUCGGACCCAUUUAUCGGCCUCAUCCUCGUGCCUUUCGUCGAGAAGUUUGCCGAACACCUCACCGCCAUAGACGAGGCUUGGGAUGACCAGAUGAACUUUGCCUUGUCCCACGUACUGGGCGCCACCCUCGCCACAUCCCUCUUCAAUGCACCCCUGGCCGUCAUUGUUGGUUGGGGUCUCGAUAAGAGCAUGGACCUCAACUUCGAUAUCUUCAACCUCGCCAUGCUCAUCCUCUCCAUCCUCACAGUCGGCCGCUUCCUCCAGGACCAAAAGAGCAAUUACCUCGAGGGGUUCCUCAUGGUAAUUUUAUACAUAGCCAUUGCCGUCUCAUCGUGGUACUACCCCAACCCCGUUGAGCGUUAG
This is a messenger RNA of Geosmithia morbida, 1335 nucleotides long. RefSeq names its product Ca2+:H+ antiporter. Bases 1 to 1335 code for a protein of 444 amino acids. The transcript is spliced from 4 exons. Gene Ontology annotation, biological process: intracellular calcium ion homeostasis; calcium ion transmembrane transport. Lineage: Eukaryota; Fungi; Ascomycota; Sordariomycetes; Hypocreales; Bionectriaceae. The record is from RefSeq and is a predicted model, not a curated record. Gene Ontology annotation, cellular component: fungal-type vacuole membrane. Gene Ontology annotation, molecular function: calcium:proton antiporter activity.